AUGAAGGAUGGUGUGGAGUGCGAGUAUUUCUCUGUGUUUGAUGGGCAUGGAGGGGUGGAUGCUGCCACAUAUGCUGCCACUCACCUGCAUAUCAUACUGAGCCAGCAGGAGGCGCUAAAAAGUGAAAUGACAACAGCCUUCAAAAACAGCUUCACACAAACAGAUGAAUUGUUCAAGAUCAAAUCCAAGAGAGAGCGUCUGCGCAGCGGAAGCACUAGUGUGGUGGUCUUUUUGACCUCGGAUUGCCUGGCUGUCGCCUGGCUGGGUGACUCUCAAGCUAUGCUGGUCAGACAAGGAGAACCUGUGACUGUAAUGGACCCACACAGUCCAGAGAGAGAGGUGACUGAUCAAAAGUCAUAUGUUUCUAAUGAUGCUGACAGCUCAUCAGUCCAGCUGAACAGUUAUGAAAAUUACAUCCUCAUGGCCUGUGAUGGCUUCUUUGACUUUGUUGGUGCUUGUGAGGUCCCGGGCCUGGUCCUGGAAGCUCUAAGAGAGGGCAGCGGCUCGGGGGAAAACACCAGUGAAAGGUGUUUGUUUUUUCUUCAGAGAAUGUCUUGA
Xyrauchen texanus (razorback sucker) is the source of this 558-nucleotide messenger RNA. RefSeq names its product protein phosphatase 1F-like. The coding region runs from base 1 to 558 and encodes 185 amino acids. Gene Ontology annotation, biological process: protein dephosphorylation; negative regulation of protein kinase activity. NCBI's taxonomy places the organism in Eukaryota, Metazoa, Chordata, Actinopteri, Cypriniformes, Catostomidae. Gene Ontology annotation, cellular component: cytosol. The transcript is spliced from 4 exons. Gene Ontology annotation, molecular function: protein serine/threonine phosphatase activity; cation binding. The record is from RefSeq and is a predicted model, not a curated record.